AAAAUAAAAGAACAAAGUUUUACCUGUUGAAGUUGUUCAGACUGAUGGAAAGCUGAGUUGUGCUGAAGGAGGGACGAAGGUUUGCCUUAAAUAGGAUCUGUUUGUGUAAAGGAGGAGUUACUGAGAAUUCCCCACUCUGUCACACAGCAGCAUACUUACAGGUGGCAUCACUGCCUUUCACUUUACACAAAAGUGUUUUUUCCUCCUUCUUUCUCCUUCCUCCCCCUCAAGGCUAUUGAUGAUGGUGAACGUUACACCACAGAUAAUGACCCAGGUGGAAAAGCCUCAUUCUGAUGUGAUGCAGGAUUGCAAAAGGAACCUGCCCUUCCUGCUCCUUUGGUGUUUCCGGUCAUUGUAAGUCCUGGACUAUAUAAGGCAGGUGGAUUUUCAGCCACAAAAGCAUCAGCAUCCUUCACUGCUCAGCUGCUGCAUCCAAGAGAAACAAGAAACAAGAUCAUUGUGACAGAAAGUUGAAGUCAUGUUCUCCACGCUACAGAAAACCAUCAGACCAGUGCGGGCUGCCAGAAGACUGCAUCACACUGCAGUGGAGGUCCAGAAGCACCCAGCCCCAGAAGAUACGGUCACAGCCAGUUUUGGGAAGUUCAUCAGUGAAAUAAAGCCUCAGCAUUUGUCUCCGGUUGUGCUCCAUCGCAGCAAAAGGGUGGUGCUGGACAGCAUCGGGGUCGGACUGAUAGGGAGCAGGACAGAUGUGUUUGAGCUGUCUCUUCAGUUCUGCCAGCACAUGUAUGCUCCGGAUCACAUCAGCUCUGUGUACGGACGCAGAGGGAUCAGACUCUCCCCAACACUGGCAGCUUUCGUUAAUGGAGUAGCGACUCAUUCCAUGGACUUUGACGACACGUGGCAUCCAGCCACUCAUCCCUCAGGAGCUGUUCUCCCAGCUUUGUUUGCUCUCAGUGACAUGAUGCCGGCUAACAGCAAACCAAGCGGUCUGGACUUCUUACUGGCCUUCAAUGUCGGCAUUGAGAUCCAGGGCCGUCUAAUGAGGUUCUCUAAUGAAGCACGCAGCAUUCCCAAGAGGUUCCAUCCUCCCACUGUGGUGGGUCCUAUGGGAAGUGCAGCAGCCUGUUCUCGUCUCCUGUCUCUGGAUCCGUCUCAGUGCAGUCAUGCCUUGGCUAUAGCAGUUUCUCUAGCUGGAGCUCCGAUGGCUAAUGCUGCCACUCAGUCCAAGCCCCUUCACAUUGGCAACGCCUCUCGUUUGGGGCUUGAAGCUUCUCGUUUGGGGCUUGAAGCUGCUCUGCUGGCCUCUAGAGGCCUAGAAGCCAGUCCUCUGGUCUUGGAUGCUGUUGCAGGAGUGGCGGGCUUCAGCGCCUUUUAUGAAGAUUAUGUUCCUCAGCCUUUAGAGUCACCUGAUGAUGGUGGACAUGUGUUCCUGUUAGAGGAGCAGGACAUGGCUUUUAAGCGUUUUCCUGCCCAUCUGGGGAUGCACUGGGUGGCUGAUGCUGCAGCUGCGGUCCAUGAGCUCCUUGUGGGACAUGGUCUAGGACAGGUGUCCCCACAUCAGGUCCAGGACAUCCUGCUCAGAGUCCCCCAGUCUAAAUACAUCAACAGGCCUUUUCCUGAGUCAGAGCACGAGGCACGCCACUCCUUCCAGUUUAACGCCUGCAGCGCUCUGCUGGACGGUGAGGUGGCGGUGCAGUCCUUCAGCCCGCCCGCCUUGAGCCGCCCAGAGCUGCACUUCCUGCUGAGCCGUGUUCGCAUGGAGCAUCCUGAGGACAACUCCGCAAAUUUCAACCGCAUGUACGGAGAAGUCCAGGUGACUCUAGUUGGAGGAGACAUCCUGAAGGGCCGCUGUGACACCUUCUACGGCCACUGGCGCAACCCGCUGACGAACGAGAGCCUGAGCAAGAAGUUCAGAAGCAACGCAGAGGUGGUGCUGCCAUCAGAGAAGGUGGAGCGGCUGGUGGAGGUGGUGGAGGAGCUGGACAGGCUGGAUGAUUGUGGAGCUCUUCUCUCACAGCUGCAGUGAUCAAUAACACUGAACAAUAAAGCAACAAUCCUUCAGCAU
This is a messenger RNA of Nothobranchius furzeri (turquoise killifish), 2026 nucleotides long. Its product is annotated as cis-aconitate decarboxylase-like. Gene Ontology annotation, cellular component: mitochondrion. Gene Ontology annotation, molecular function: aconitate decarboxylase activity. Gene Ontology annotation, biological process: defense response. NCBI's taxonomy places the organism in Eukaryota, Metazoa, Chordata, Actinopteri, Cyprinodontiformes, Nothobranchiidae. The record is from RefSeq and is a predicted model, not a curated record.